UUCGAAGAAUUACAGGGUAAUUCGAACCACAACAAAGUUGGGGGACAAGUUGAAUGGGCCAAAGUGGACCUCUCCCUUUGCACCACUUGGUGAAUGAACAGAUGUCACACUCCAUCCCAGCCCUCGCCUCUUUGACUGACACAGCUGCAUUCCACUGCACCCAGAAAAAGAAGCAGCAGCUGGAGAAGAUGAAAGCAUCUCCCUUUACAUCAUCAUCCACAUCGCCGUCACAAAUUUCUUUGGCAGAUUCUCGCUCCACUUAUAUACGCGCUCGCUCUCCCUCCAUUUCCCAAUUCUCACCACCACACGCGUUUCCCCACCCGAUUUUUUUGCUCCGAUCGACAGCAACAGCAGCAACAUCAAGCACUUGGUACGCGCGUCAUGGUGGCCACGCUCUGCUCCACGGCCCUGCUGCUCGUCGUCGUCGCUCUGCUGUCGGCGUCCGGCGAUGGCGCGGCGGCAUUGGACGCGCAGGCCGCGUACUUGUCCCGGCUGAAGCAGGAGCUGGCCGGCCCGGCCAUGGCGCGCUGGGACUUCUCGUCGGCCACGCCGGUCGACUACUGCCGGUUCUCGGGCGUGGUUUGUGACGGGAGAGAUGGCAACGUGACCGGCAUCGACCUCGCGUCGUGGCGGCUCGCCGGCAGGCUCCCGCCCGGCAUCUGCGCGGCGCUGCCGGCGCUCCGGGACCUCGUGCUCGCCUUCAACGACAUCCGAGGCGGCUUCCCGGCGGGCCUAUUGAAUUGUUCGUCGCUCGAGACGCUCAACCUCAGCUUCGCCGCCGUGUCGGGCGCGCUGCCGGACCUGUCCCCGAUGCGGGCGCUCCGGGUGCUCGACCUGUCCGACAACCUCUUCUCCGGCGCGUUCCCGGCGGCGUCCCUCGCCGGCAUGGCCUCGCUGGAGGUGAUCAACUUCAACGAGAACCCCGGGUUCGACGUCUGGCGCCCGCCGGAGGCGCUCACGCGGCUGCGCCGCCUCCGCGUGCUCAUCCUGUCCACCACCUCCAUGCGCGGCGGCGUGCCGGCGUGGCUCGGCAACAUGACGUCGCUCACCGACCUCGAGCUCAGCGGCAACUCCCUCACCGGCCGCAUCCCGGCGUCGCUCGGCCGCCUCGCCAACCUCGAGUUCCUCGAGCUCUACUACAACGACCUCGAGGGCGCCAUCCCCGACGAGCUCGGCAACCUCACGCGCCUCGCCGACGUCGACUUCUCCGAGAACCGCCUCGACGGCGCCAUCCCGGACUCGUUCUGCGCUCUGCCGCGCCUCCGCGUGCUGCAGCUCUACACCAACUUCCUCACCGGGCCCAUCCCGGCCGUGCUGGGGAACUCCACCCAGCUCGAGAUCCUCUCCGUGUACAAGAACCAGCUCACCGGCGAGCUCCCCGCCGACCUAGGCCGCUACUCCGACUUCAACGUGCUCGAGGUCUCCGAGAACCAGCUCACGGGCCCGCUGCCGCCGCACGCCUGCGCCAACGGUAAGCUCCAGUACAUCCUUGUCCUCAGCAACCUGCUCACCGGCACCAUCCCGGCAGCCUACGCCGACUGCUUGCCGCUGCUCCGGUUCCGCGUCAGCAACAACCACCUCGAGGGCGACGUGCCGCCCGGCAUCUUCGCGCUGCCGCACGCCUCCAUCGUCGACCUCUCGUACAACCAUUUCACCGGCUCGGUGCCCCCGUCCAUCGCCGGCGCCAAGAACCUCACCUCGCUGUUCGCGUCCGCCAACCGGCUGUCCGGCAUGCUCCCGCCGGAGAUCGCCGACGUCUGGGGCCUCGUGAAGAUCGACCUGAGCAACAACCUCAUCGCCGGCCCGAUCCCGGCGGCGAUGGGGAGGCUGGUCCGGCUGAACCAGCUGUCCCUGCAGGGGAACCGCCUGGACGGCCCCAUCCCUGAGACGCUCGCCGACCUUAGGAGCCUCAAUGUGCUGAACCUGUCGGAGAACGCGCUGUCGGGGCAGAUACCGGAGGCGCUGUGCGCGCUGCUGCCCAACUCGCUGGACUUCGCCGGCAACAACCUGUCGGGGCCGGUGCCGCCGGCGAUGAUCAAGGAGGGGCUGCUGGAGAGCGUGGCCGGCAACCCGGGGCUGUGCGUGGCGUUCCGGCUCAACCUGAGCGACACGGCGCUGCCGCUGUGCCAGAAGGGCGGGGAGAAGCGGGGGUUCGCCGGGAGCGCGUGGAUCGCCGGGGUGUGCUGCGUGGUGUGCGUGGUGGCAAUGCUGGCGCUGGCGCGACGGUGGGUGACGCGGCGGUGGGCGGCCAAGGACGGCGAGCAGGACGGGACGUCGUCGCCGGGGUCGAGGGGCGGCGGGGGGUCGUCGUACGACGUGACCAGCUUCCACAAGCUAAACUUCGACCAGCACGAGAUCGUGGAGGCGCUGAUCGACAAGAACAUCGUCGGGCACGGCGGCUCUGGCACGGUGUACAAGAUCGAGCUGAGCAGCGGCGAGCUGGUGGCCGUGAAGAAGCUCUGGGUGUCCUCCUCCAAGCAGCUGCGGCAGAAGCAGCAGCAGCAUCGCGGGCACGGCCGUGGCUACGGUGGCGGCGGCGGCGGCGAGGAGGACGACAGCCGCGAGCUGCGGACGGAGGUGGAGACGCUGGGCAGCAUCCGGCACAAGAACAUCGUGAAGCUCUACUGCUGCUACUCGGGCGCCGACUGCAACCUGCUGGUGUACGAGUACAUGCCCAACGGCAACCUGUGGGACGCGCUGCACGGCGGCGCCGGCGGCGGGUGGGGCGGCUUCGGGUUCCUCGACUGGCCGACGCGCCGCCGCGUGGCCAUCGGCGUGGCCCAGGGCCUGGCGUACCUGCACCACGACCUCAUGUUCGCCAUCGUGCACCGCGACGUCAAGUCGUCCAACAUCCUGCUCGACGCCGACUUCGAGCCCAAGGUGGCCGACUUCGGCAUCGCCAAGGUGCUCCAGGCGACCCGCGGCGGCGUGGGCGUCGGCGGAGACACCUCGUCCACCACCACCAUCGCCGGCACGUACGGGUACCUGGCCCCGGAGUACGCCUACUCGUCCAAGGCGACGACCAAGUGCGACGUGUACAGCUUCGGGGUGGUGCUGAUGGAGCUGGCCACGGGGAAGAAGCCGAUCGAGCCGGAGUUCGGGGAGACGAGGGACAUCGUGCAGUGGGUGACCGGCAAGGUGGCGGGCGCGGCGGAGGCGGAGGCGCUCGACAAGCGGCUCGCGUGGAGCCCCUUCAAAGACGAGAUGGUGCAGGCGAUGCGCGUGGCCGUCCGGUGCACCUGCAGCAUCCCCGGCCUCCGCCCCACCAUGGCCGACGUCGUCCAGAUGCUCGCCGAGUCCGGCCCGCCCCCCGGCAGCCGCUCCGCCAAAGACUUCUCCGGCCACAAACCCAAACCAGCUGAUAAUGAGGCCAUGUGACUAUGUGAGCCGUGCAACUCAAUCAAUUAACCAUCCAGUAAUUAGUAGUAGUAACAAAGAGUGAAUCAAGCGAUCAUCACACUGAUCCAAUUAAGCUAUUAUUAGGCGAAAUUAGUAGCAACUACAAUUGUAAUAGCACUACUGCUAGUACUGAUUAAGAAGAUGAUGAGAGCUAGUGGUGCAACUAAGGUAUUAUAGAGAGGUGAUUUUGAGGAUGGAUUGAUGCAAUUUAAGUUGCAAAGAUUGUUGGAUCUUGCACUAGAUUGAGUGAUAUAUAUAGAGUAUGUGCAUAGGUAAAUUAA
This is a messenger RNA of Hordeum vulgare subsp. vulgare (domesticated barley), 3680 nucleotides long. Its product is annotated as receptor protein-tyrosine kinase CEPR1. The record is from RefSeq and is a predicted model, not a curated record. Gene Ontology annotation, biological process: protein phosphorylation. The coding region runs from base 382 to 3378 and encodes 998 amino acids. The transcript has a single exon. NCBI's taxonomy places the organism in Eukaryota, Viridiplantae, Streptophyta, Magnoliopsida, Poales, Poaceae. Gene Ontology annotation, molecular function: protein kinase activity; ATP binding; protein binding.